UUAAAUUACAUAGAUAUGUGUUAUUACUUUCAUAAUGAUAUGUAGUAAGAAAACUAGUUUACCUUCAUCUGGAGUUCCCAUCGUAAUUCAAACUGAACACGAUCAGACGAAAUACGAAUAAAACCAGCGAAUAAACUAACCUUCCAUCAACCACAACAACUAUUUAUACAUAAUAAUCUGUCGUUUCCCUAUCUUAUCUCCAUAACAUUUUCAAAUCUACUUGGACGUGGCAUUGAUAGAUCUCUAGCGAAUAAUACCUAGUAGAAUGAAAUUAACGUUAAUUAAAUGUGCACUAAUUUAUCGACAACGCGUAAAAUAUAAUUUACUAAUAACAUAUUUAUUUAUUGUUUAUUUAAUCGUGUGAUAUACGAGGUGUUUAAAAUAAGGCGGAUUUAUAAUGGAUAAUGCGCUGGAAUUGGCCGAAACUGGCGAGGCAGUCUCGUUAAUCAACAACAACAAUCAAGCGAAUUCAUUGAGCGACUCCCAUGACGUAUCCAUCUCUAACCAAUUGCUCAAUGCGUUGGUCACGAACAACGCGGAACGCGUGAAGGACACCAUCAGAAAAUUCAAAGGGGAUUUGAGGCAUCUCAAAAUCGAAUCCGCAUCGGGCGGCAGGAGUUUCCACGGAUACCUGUGGGUCUUCGUGUGCAUUAGCGACUCCGUAGAAGCGAGUACUUUAGCGGUUUUUUUCGCCGAAAUGAAGGCGACCAAGCGCAAGUCCAUGAAAUGCUUUGACGAGAGCUGGUUCGGCUGGGAGCCAAUACAUUACGUGGCCAGGACGGCUAAUAGGGCAAAAUUAGCCGCUUUAUUGGAACUACUCGAAGGCGACGUGAAUUCUUUAACGUACUUUUCGGAGAACGCUUUACACGUGCUACUGCAGUACGAAAAAUCCGCAGUACCAUUCGGUGUACUGCUUAGCAACGGCAAGGUUUCCACGCAGGCAGCUAUAAUAGGUAUCGAGAAAGACGAGAUAAGAGAAUGCGCGAAGAUGCUAAUUAAGCACGGUAUCGACGUGAACCAGACGAAUUUCUGGAACGAAACGCCUAUUUGCCUAGCAAUUCGAUUCAGAUACAUAAAACUAAUCAAGCUAUUGCUAACCGUGCAUUGCAUCGAUUUGGACAGUUUCGUGGAAUCCGGCAGGACGAUCCGCGAGUACUUGAAAUGGAACCUCUUUACGGCUCUACCGAAAUCCUACGUCCAAGAGGACCCCCUCAAGAUCCGGUUCAAUUUCCUGAAAUCCGGCGACGAAUUCAACUUUAUUCACUUCAACGAUUCCAUCGGCAAUAUCAUAAACUCUUUAGACGGCGAGGAUUCCUACACCAUGCUGCAAUUCUGCGCCCGCAAGGGAUUCUUGGAGUACCUUCAACAUGACUCCUACAAGACCAUGACGCUUUUUAACUACGAUAUUCUGGAUAAUCCCAUGUUGAGCGUGUUCAAAGAGAAAGGACUUGCAAAAUGCGUUAAUUAUUUACUCGACAACGGCGCCGACGUGUUCAAAACAACAAGAAAAUUCAACGAAACUGUAUUGGAAUUCUGCUCAAUAAGAGGCUACUAUCCCUUUGUUGCGAUUCUUCUUCAACACAAGCACAGUAAAUACACCUUCGACGACAUUUUCACCAUCUUAUCGAAGAUAGCAAAACGGGAACUCAAGAGUCAAGAAGAAGCACAGGUAGAAGCACAGCAGGAGUCACCGAAGCACAGCAAGUUCUACAGGAAUUGCGUGCUGCAUUUGUUGCUGAACAAACUGAUACGGUUGUACAGCUUGGAGGGCAUCUGCGAGAAAUCCGAAGCGCUGACGGGCAAGAAGAGGAGAGCUCUGAACGAGAUCCUGAGCGUUAUGAACUUGGAAAACGAGGAAAGGAACGUCGAGGACGCGGAAAUCAUCCAGCAGGUGUUGGAGUUGGGCGCCGGGUUGUCUUACAAACAGGCGAAAACCGAUAAAAUGAUGGUGGAACGGCUGGAUUAUUCGUUGUUGCGGUCGCAUUUCGACAGUUGCAUCGACGGUAACAAUUUCAAAUACGACACGUUGAUCAGGGACGAUGGGGAAGUUUAUAACGAGAAUAGGGUGCUGAAUUAUCUGGUGCACGACAAGCAGAAGCAGCAGUUGCUGACGCACCCGCUGUUGAUGCUGUUCAUUCGAAAGAAGUGGGAUAAGAUUUACAAAAUAUUUUACACGAAUCUGAUCUUCUACACGUGCCUGCUGAUAGCGAUUUACGCUUUUACCGUUUGCAAAUAUUUUAUGGAAAGUGAUUCGGUUUUGUUCGUUUCCUACUGUCUAUUACUGGCGUUCCAUGUGAUUAAGGAAAUCGUGCAAUUGCUGGUUUUGUACAGGUGGAGGUACAUUUUGGAAACUUCGAAUAUUUUGGAGUCAUUCAUGAUCGGUUUCUGUUUAAGUAAUUUAUUGUGGCCUAAUAUGUAUUCGGCCGUGGGUAGUAUUCUAUUUUCGACAUUCAUAUUUUUCAUUUUGUUAGGCCAAUUACCGGUUUUCACUAAGUACACGGUAAUCUUCAGUUCUAUUAAAUAUUUCUUUCAAUACAUGGCCUUCUACUCGGUGCAAUUCGUGGCCUUUUCGAUUUGUUUUUAUCUAAUUUUCCCGUUUAAGAACGACAUGAAUCGCACGGCUCCGAAUUGGGGGGACGUAGUUAAAAAUUUAUUUUACACUUUAAUUUACUUUACUGGAGAAUUCAGCGACAGGGUUUUAGAACCCACAGAUUACCCCGUAUUCGGUAGAAUAAUCACCACUGUAUUCAUCUUCUGCAUGACAAUAAUAUUAAAUAAUCUACUAGUAGGUCUAAUUGUGGCCGAUAUGGACGAUAUACAGAAGAGCGCCAAGCUCUACAAGCAAAUCAAACUGGCCAGUUUCAUUAAAAACACCAACAUGAUCAUCAAACGAAUCCACAAUUUCAAGUACAUAAACUGCGUGAAAAGGUUCAUCAGAUACUACGACGUGUUCACUAAAGGCAAAAAGAAGGUAAUCAAGAACGUCAACAUCCACAGAUUCGACGAGGAAACGCGAAAAUACCUGAAGGAAAUUAGGAAAAAUCGCGUAUUCAACGAGCACGCGCUCAAGGAGGUUUAUGCUGAAAUAUUUAAAGACAAGGAAUAAUAAUUUUCCGUACUAAUUUGUUUUAUUUUAUUACCUGCAGUGCUAAAAGUGUGUAGCAGUGUGUAGCGUGUCAAUUGCCAUUUCCC
Messenger RNA from Phyllotreta striolata, 3192 nucleotides. NCBI's taxonomy places the organism in Eukaryota, Metazoa, Arthropoda, Insecta, Coleoptera, Chrysomelidae. The record is from the annotation of a GenBank genome assembly.